AUGAAUGAGCUAUUGGUGGAUAAAGAUUGGAGUUUAUGUCUUCAAACCCUUGAGGGGUAUAACGCAUCCUAUGACAAGACUGCCAAAAUCUGGGAUCCGGUCACCGGUCUGUGUGAGUUAACCCUCGAGGGGCAUAACGGUCUGGUCUUCUCGAUUGCCUGGUUGCUAGAUAGAAUGUGA
Messenger RNA from Penicillium waksmanii, 180 nucleotides. RefSeq lists its product as uncharacterized. The record is from RefSeq and is a predicted model, not a curated record. Gene Ontology annotation, molecular function: protein binding. Bases 1 to 180 code for a protein of 59 amino acids. The transcript is spliced from 2 exons. NCBI's taxonomy places the organism in Eukaryota, Fungi, Ascomycota, Eurotiomycetes, Eurotiales, Aspergillaceae.